Chionomys nivalis (European snow vole) is the source of this 546-nucleotide messenger RNA. It is a transcript of the gene Il24, whose product is annotated as interleukin 24. The record is from RefSeq and is a predicted model, not a curated record. NCBI's taxonomy places the organism in Eukaryota, Metazoa, Chordata, Mammalia, Rodentia, Cricetidae. The coding region runs from base 1 to 546 and encodes 181 amino acids. The transcript is spliced from 5 exons.
AUGAGCUCAGCUCUACAGACUCUGUCCUGCCUGACCCUCAUCCUUCUUCUCUGGAACCAAGUGCCAGGGCUCCAGGGUCAUGAGUUUCGAUUUGGGCCUUGCCGAGUUGAAGGGGUCGUUCUCCCAGAACUGUGGGAGGCCUUCUGGGCUGUGAAGAAUGCUGUGCAAACUCAGGAUGGCAUCACAAGUAUCCGGCUGUUGAAGCCUCAGGUUCUUCAGGAUGUCUCGGAUGCUGAGAGUUGUUACCUUGCCCACAGUCUGCUGAAGUUCUACCUGGACACCGUUUUCAAAAACUACUAUGGCAAAAUAGCUAAAUUAAAGCGUUUGAAGGAGUUCUCCACUCUGGCCAACAACUUCAUUGCCAUCAUGUCAAAACUGCAGCCUAGUAAGGACGAGGACAUGCUUCCCAUCAGCGGGAGCGCACGCCGGCGGUUUCUGCUGUUCCGCAGAGCAUACAAACAGAUGGACACAGAAGCAGCUUUGGUGAAAGCCUUUGGGGAAGUGGACAUUCUCCUGACCUGGAUGCAGAAAUUCUACCGGCUCUGA